Theobroma cacao (cacao) is the source of this 2783-nucleotide messenger RNA. NCBI's taxonomy places the organism in Eukaryota, Viridiplantae, Streptophyta, Magnoliopsida, Malvales, Malvaceae. The record is from RefSeq and is a predicted model, not a curated record.
CACAUAAAAGAUUUAUUUUAUGCAAGAAGCUCUCUUUUGUAGGCCACCAAUUAACAAGUUCUUGAAUCUUUAUCUUCGUUUUCACACCUCCAAAUAGAUAUAUAUAUAUAUGCCUUUUCCUAUAUGUAGACAAUACAAAGUUCGAUCUGUUUCUAUAUAUUUAUCUUCAUCCCCAUCAGAUAUCUAUAUACAUUCGCCUAUCCCUCUCCCUCAACAAGCCUCGCUAGUUGUAGCCCCUUUGAACCUUUUAUCUUCACUUAUACACGUCUGUUGGAUGACCCUUUGUCCCCAUGGCCAUACACACAAAGGAAUUUAAUUGAUUAGUUUCAGGAUCUACAUUUAUCUUGAAAUCUGUCAGGAGAUCAGAUAUAAAUAGUCACAAUCUCUCUUUAACUUAUUCUUUCCAUAGGUGCCGCAUAUGGCAAAAAAAUUGGCUGGAACUUCGAGCAAUGUUCAUUUCCAUGACAUACCAGAUGUGAUUCUCUCCAACAUAUUCUCUUUGGUUACUGAUACUCGCACACGCAAUGCCGUGUCCCUUGUGUGUCUCAAAUGGCACUUGCUUGAGCGCUCCACUCGCAAAUCCCUCACCCUCCGUGGCAAUAUCCGUGAUCUCUUCCUCCUCCCGACUUGCUUUCGAGCCGUUACCAACCUUGAUCUCUCUUUCCUCUCCCCUUGGGGACACCCUCUUCUCGAUUCCUCUCCCAACCCUGUUCUUCUUGCUCAACUCCUUCGAAAUGCAUUUCCAUCAGUUGUUUCUCUUACUGUUUAUGUCCGGAACCCUUCAACGCUCCAUCUUCUAGCUGCCCUUUGGCCUAACUUACGAGAUGUUAAGCUCAUACGUUGGCAUCAGCGUUUGCCUACACCUAUUGGCUCAGAUUUUAUUGCACUUUUUGAGCAUUGCCACACGCUUUCUUCACUUGAUGUUUCACAUUUUUAUUGCUGGACUGAGGAUCUUCCACCAGCAUUUGAAGCAUACCCAUAUAUUGGAGCUUGUCUUUCCCGUCUCAAUAUUCUCAAAAAUUCUUCGGCUGAUGGAUUCAAGUCCCAUGAGCUUUUAGCCAUUACUGCUUUCUGUCCAAACCUCCGUGAAUUUCUUGCAACAUGUACAUUUGACCAUAGAUUCAUUGGAUUUGUUGGCGAUCAAACCUUGCUUGCCCUUGCUUCAAAUUGUCCUUCCCUUUCUCUCCUUCACCUCGUUGAUGCCACUUCCUUGUCCAAAGUUAGGGCGGACCCAAAUGAUGAGGGUUACACAUCUGAAGAUGCUAGUAUUAGCCAUGCUACACUUGCAGAUGUAUUUGCUGGAUUGCCACUGCUUGAGGAGUUGGUUCUCGAUGUUUGCCACAAUGUUAGGGAUGCCUGGCCAGCGUUGGAGGUGCUUAACUCGAGGUGCCCCAGGCUUAAAUCCUUGAAGUUGGGACAAUUCCACGGAAUCUGCAGGAGUAUAGAUUAUCGACCAGAUGGGGUCGCCCUAUGCCAAGGGUUGGAAUCUUUGUCCAUCAAGAACUCUGCUGACUUAACUGAUACCGCUUUGGUAGCCAUCUCCCUUGGCUGCCCGAGACUGUCCAAGUUUGAAGUUCUAGGAUGCAACAGAAUCACAGUAAUAGGGAUGUGGAAAUUGGCUUAUGCUCUUCAGAAAACCUUGGUUGAUGUGAAAAUUUUUUACUGCAAAAAUUUCGAUGCAGUUUCGUCGUUGCAGGCACUGGAACCAAUUCGAGAUCGGAUAGAACGGCUCCACAUAGAUUUCGUGUGGAAAAAUGUUGAACAAUCAGAAGGCCAGACAGGCAGUUCAAACCAACCAGGUGGAUUCGAGAACUUCGAGGCAGGGAAACGAGGCAUCAUCAGGGAAGAAAGAAGCGUGAGAAAGAAAUGCAAGUCCUAUGCUCUUGGCAAUGACAAUUUAUUCUUGUCUAGGACUUGGAACAAGCUACACUAUCUUUCCCUUUGGGUUGCUGCAGGUGAGUUGCUCACUCCAUUAUCUUUGGCAGGUUUAGAUGAUUGUCCUGCACUGGAAGAGAUAGAUAUAAAAAUUGAAGGUGAUUGCAGGGACCAACCAAGGCCUUCCAUGGAUGCAUUUGGGCUGAGUUCCUUGGCCUGCUAUUCAAGGCUUUCAAGGAUGAACCUGGACUGUAGUGGAGUGAUAGGUUAUGCUCUUACUGCUCCUUCGGGACGCGCAGAUUUGAGCUUGUGGGAGAGAUUUUUCCUUAGUGGAAUUGAGAAUUUGCAUCUUAAUGAGCUCAACUAUUGGCCUGCACAGGACAUGGAUGUCAAUCAGAGAAGCCUUUUUCUCCCAGCAGCAGGAUUGCUCGCACAGUGUGGAACUCUAAGGAAACUUUUCAUUCACGGAACAGCAAAUGAACAUUUCAUGAUGUUUCUCCUGAGAAUUCCAACUCUCAGGGAUGUACAACUUAGAGAAGAUUAUUACCCCGCGCCAGAGAACGAUACAAGCACGGAGAUGAGAGUAGACUCGUGCUGUCGAUUUGAGGAUGCUCUGAAUAGCGGUCAGGUGCCUGAUUAAAAAAUUGGUGGAGUUGGAGUUGCUAAAUGCUAAUUUCUGCGUAACUUUCUCUCCUUUUAUCAUUGCUUCCCCCCUUAAACUGGUGGAGUAUAACUUAUCCAAUAAAACACAGUGGCAAGGCAUAUGACUACAAAGACUUGGAAUCUCACUAGAGUAUAUAUAUAGCUAGGAAAAAAUAUGUGGUGUUGGGAAUUUGGAGUAUUUGAAUUAGUCCAUCAAUGGAUGCAAAAUGUAAUUAAUUUAUAUAUAUAUAUGUUGUUGAUACAUA